AUGAUAAGACAAAUUGUAAAGAACCAAAAAUAACAACGUCAACAAUUAACAAACAAACUGACCAAUUACGGACAAAUCCGCUAACUGAAAUUGAUGAUGCAACAAUUACUAAUCAUGAACAAUUAAAUGAUGAUGAUUUAGGUGAUGGUGAUCGAGAAGUUUGGAAUAAAAAAGUUGAUUUCUUACUUUCGGUAAUCGGAUUUGCUGUUGAUUUAUCAAAUGUUUGGAGAUUCCCUUACCUGUGUUACAAAAAUGGAGGCGGAGCAUUUUUAAUUCCUUAUUUAAUCAUGUUGGCCAUCGGAGGGAUACCGUUAUUUUUCAUGGAGUUAGCAUUAGGCCAAUACUUUAGGAAAGGGGCGAUUACCUGUUGGGGUCGGAUUGUCCCUCUGUUUAAAGGUGUUGGUUAUGCUGUUGUUUUGAUUGCUUUCUAUGUGGACUUUUAUUACAACGUGAUAAUUGCUUGGGCUUUAUACUUUUUCUUUGCUUCCUUUGCAACCGAAUUGCCUUGGACUCGAUGUAAUAAUUAUUGGAAUACAAUUAAUUGCUCAGAAAUACCAAUUAAUGAUAAUAGUGAUAUUAAUAGAGACAAUUAUCUUGAUUAUAAUAAUUAUAAUCAAUUAAACAGCAACAAUUCAAGUCCAAAUUUAACCUUAACUGUACAAUCUGAUUCUGCCUCGAUAUCAUCCUUAACAACGUCUUCAUCUUUGUUAUAUUCAUCAUCACAAUUAAGUAAAUCAUCUUCAUCAAUGAUUAUUAAAUUGUUACCAAAUUCGACCAUCAAUUCGUAUGAGGUUAUUAGUCCAACUCGAAAUCGAACUUCACCAGCGAUGGAAUAUUUUAAUCGACGUCUUCUUGAACUUGACCAAAGUUCUGGAAUUGAUGGAUUGGGAACCAUUAAAUGGGAUAUGAGUUUCUGCCUGUUGAUUGUUUACCUUAUCUGUUAUUUCAGUCUUUGGAAAGGUAUCUCAACAUCAGGGAAAGUGGUUUGGUUUACUGCUUUAUUUCCUUAUGUUGUUCUAAUCAUAUUAUUAAUCCGAGGAAUUUGGUUACCUGGAGCUUUGGAUGGAAUCAAAUAUUACCUAACUCCUGAUUUUAGUGCUCUUACCAAAGCAAAUGUUUGGGUUGAUGCUGCUACUCAGGUUUUCUUUUCUCUUGGACCUGGUUUUGGUGUUCUAUUGGCAUUUGCUUCUUACAAUGAAUUCCAUAACAAUGUUUACCGUGAUGCAUUAUUAACCAGUGCUGUUAAUAGUGCAACAAGUUUCCUUUCUGGAUUUGUUAUCUUUUCAAUUCUGGGUUACAUGGCGAAUAAAAGUAAUCAGUCUAUUCAAGAUGUUGUCUCGGAAGGACCUGGAUUAGUAUUCGUUGUCUAUCCCGAAGCUAUUGCAACAAUGCCUGGAGCACCUUUUUGGUCAAUAAUGUUUUUCCUCAUGUUACUUACCCUUGGAUUAGAUUCCUCUUUUGGCGGUUCUGAGGCUAUUAUUACUGCUUUAAGUGAUGAAUAUCCAUUAAUCAAAAGGAAUCGAGAAAUUUUCGUCGCUUUAUUAUUUACAUUCUAUUUCUUUAUCGGCCAAUUUAGCUGUGCUCAGGGUGGUGCAUAUGUGGUUCAAUUACUGGACACUUAUGCUGCUGGAUAUUCAAUUCUUUUUGCAGUUUUCUGUGAAUCUAUUGCUGUUUCUUGGAUUUAUGGCUAUGAUAGAUUCUCUCGUAAUUUAAAACGAAUGCUUGGUUUUGAAGUUGGUUGGUGGUGGAAAUUCUGUUGGGUCUGUAUGGCUCCUGGAUUUAUCAUGGUAAUUAUUAUCUAUGGACUUGUAAGUUAUGAGCCGUUAACUUAUGGAGAUUAUAGAUACCCAAUAUGGGCCAAUAUUUUGGGCUUUUGUAUUGCUGCUUCUUCCGUUCUGUGUAUACCAAUCGUUGCCAUUUAUCAGAUUCUAAUUACUCCUGGAACUUUUCUUCAACGGCUUAAGAUAUUGAUUACUCCUUAUGAAGAUAGUCAAAAAAUGAAUCAACAACAAUUUAACAAACCAAAAGAGCGGAUAUUUGAUUCAACUAAUACUUCCACAGGAGCAAAUAAAGAAACUGCUGCUAAUGUGUGACCUUUGCGAAAAAAGUUCAAUGAUUAACUUAUUCACUCAUCAUUUUAAUCAUCACCAAAUUAAUCAAUUGAUAUAAGCAAAAGUUUUAUCAGGUGUAAACCUUAUAGAGCUUGUAAAUAAUACUAAUUAAUGAUUUAUUAACUUGAUGAUUAGAUGCGUUUAGCUUUAGUGGUUAUUUACAUUUUAAAUGGACAUUAAUAUGUAACAUUAACAUCACAUUUGGAUGCAAUUAAUUUUCAUUAAUCUCGCUAAAUCAAGUGAACAUCAUCAUUUUCCUUUUUGUUAAGUUUUUUUUUUAUUUGACGACAAUUUAAUUUCCUCCUUUUAUUAUUAUACAAGAUGAUCAAUGAUAUAAAACAAUUUACAUUAAUUAUCAAUUCGACAUCAACAUGAGAGUUUCUCUCUCUCUCUCUCUCUCUCUCUCUCUCCUAUCUAAUUAUUCAUUAAUAUUCAACUAGUCUGAUAAUUAGUCAAUCUACCAAUUGAAUAUUCAACUUUAAUUGUGUUUCUCCCUAUCAGAUAAUAAGUUAAUCCAGGAAUUAAUUUUAUCUGAAAGUUAUAUUAGUUAUAAAAUACAUUAACAGUUGACUUGAUUAGCAAAAAAAAAUCUACUGAUUCUUGUUUACUUAUGUAACAAUUAUUAUUACUAUGAAUGAUAAUUUUGUUAUAUUAAUUAAAAUAUUAAAACAAUUACCAACAA
Panonychus citri (citrus red mite) is the source of this 2793-nucleotide messenger RNA. RefSeq names its product sodium-dependent dopamine transporter-like. Gene Ontology annotation, biological process: sodium ion transmembrane transport; dopamine uptake involved in synaptic transmission. The record is from RefSeq and is a predicted model, not a curated record. Lineage: Eukaryota; Metazoa; Arthropoda; Arachnida; Trombidiformes; Tetranychidae. The coding region runs from base 288 to 2093 and encodes 601 amino acids. The transcript has 11 exons. Gene Ontology annotation, molecular function: dopamine:sodium symporter activity. Gene Ontology annotation, cellular component: neuron projection; neuronal cell body membrane; presynaptic membrane.